This is a messenger RNA of Clarias gariepinus (North African catfish), 2979 nucleotides long. It is a transcript of the gene pnoca, whose product is annotated as prepronociceptin a. The coding region runs from base 84 to 800 and encodes 238 amino acids. The transcript is spliced from 3 exons. Gene Ontology annotation, cellular component: dendrite; neuronal cell body; axon terminus. Gene Ontology annotation, molecular function: opioid receptor binding. NCBI's taxonomy places the organism in Eukaryota, Metazoa, Chordata, Actinopteri, Siluriformes, Clariidae. Gene Ontology annotation, biological process: chemical synaptic transmission; neuropeptide signaling pathway; sensory perception. The record is from RefSeq and is a predicted model, not a curated record.
CAGGAGACUACUGGCACAUUAUUUGUCAUUUCACACAUCUGCACUCAGCACAGAAUAUCAGCUAUUACCACAAUCAGUGUAUAAUGAAGACGCCGUUAUGGACUCUCCUGCUAAUGGGGCUGUUUGUCCCCGGACGCAGUGACUGUCAGAGAGACUGUCUCUCCUGCAGCAAAAUCCUUCUCAAAGACCAAAGCUUUGACACACUGGUCUGUAUGGUGGAAUGUCACAGCAAGGUUUCUCUGGGCCUCACAUGGAAGAGGUGUCAGACCACUUUGGAUGAAGAACCCUUGCCUUUUCUGUCCAUAGGGAAUUCAAUGCUGAAACGAGCUGAGGAGGAAGUAGAAACUCUCCUUCAAUCUGAAGGAGGCCAAUCUGAUGGAGGUCUGACAUACACUGGAACCCUGCAAAGGUUCGAUCACAUGGCACGAGCUUUGGGUUUGGAUGAACUCAACCAAGAGAACCAAAUCUCCCAGUUUAGCACCACUAUUCAGCCUCAGUCACAGGAAGAUCCCAAUGCUGCAGACUGGGAGCUAAAAAGCACCCUAGAAGGUGAACCAGUGAAUCUCACCAAACGUUUUGGAGGGUUCCUCAAAAGCAAAUAUGGCUACAGGAAGUUCAUGGACCCUGGACGGUCCAUGCAGAAGAGAUAUGGUGGCUUCAUAGGUGUCCGCAAGUCGGCCCGCAAGUGGAACAACCAGAAACGAUUCAGCGAGUUUCUAAAGCAGUAUUUAGGCAUGACUACUCGAGCUAGCGAGUUUAACAGCGUGUCCACUGAUAUCACCAGGCAGAACAAGGUGUGAGCAUCGUCAACAGCACUACACUUUCCCAGCAAUGCCUUCAUCUGUUAACACACUUUUUAAUUCACAUGCGAUUUAAAAAAAAAAAAAAAAAAAAAAAAAGGCCUCUACAAUGUGGUAGCGAAUGUCCGAGUCCUUCUGAAGUCAAGAAUCUUUUAUUCUUUAACCACCAGGUAAUGUAUUAUAAAGAUUCGGUCAGAUGAUACUGGUACCAUGCUUCAGUACAAAUAAACAUGCAAAAGUAACAAACAACACUAAAAUUAACACACACUGAAUGGUCAAUGUCACAUGUUAGCACUCUUAAUUAAGAGGUUAAUCAAAGUUUUCUUGUUAAGCUUCAUUAAAGAACACUAUUCAAGAUAUAGCUAGGUACAUAAAGACACAGACAGUUGCUGUUACUUCCUUUAUGCGUUUGUGUGUGUGCGUGUGUGUGUCUGAAUUGGAACAAAUCAUAGGCUGCAGCUAAAGUUUUGAGUGGGAAAAUUAAGAAAGAUUGCCCGUUUAUACACUAUGGGAUUGGUCGAAGUAAUAUCUAAUCUUAUUUUAAUCUUAUUUAAUUGAGCUGAAACGGUAAAUCAGGAAGAAAUGAUUCAGCUUUAGCUUUGUCACUUGCUAGUGUGAAUGUAGCUUGCUAGUGUGAAAAUUCUGUGCACUCCCACAAUCCCACAAUGCACUGCAACAGAUUAGGCUAGGCAAGGAUAUGCAGAGAACCACCGUACAUGUUGUAGUUUGUAGGUGUGCUAGGACACAUCCUCUAACACUUCCUAUGAAAGUCACACCUCAUGUAUAUAAUGCAUUUCUACCUUAUAACAUCCCGCAUACUGAUAUAAAUAGCGAUGAAAAUGCAUUACUCUUUAUUUAACACUUCUUGUUAUGCAUUACAAAUUGUUGACAUCAUGUCUCAGUGGGCAUGAAGUUCUCCCCGUGCUUGGUAGGUUUCCUCAGGGUACUCCGGUUUCCUCCCACAGUCCAAAGAUAUGCAUGUUAGGCUAAUUGGCGUCACAAAUUACCCGUAGUGUGUGUGUGUGCCCUGCGAUGAUUGGCACCCUGUCCUGGGUGUACCCUGCCUCGUGCCCUAAGCCUCCUGGGAUAGGCUCCAGGUCCCGCGACCCUGAAUACAGGAUAAAGCGGUAUAGAAGAUGAGUGAAUGAGUGAAUGAGUACACCAGGGUCUUUAUAAUGUUUAAAUGUUUUAAUUCUUAUUAUUUUAGGGCUGUUAAAGUUCUGUAUAUCAUGUAUUCAAUUAUUUAAUUUUAGAAAUAAUCUAUGAAUAAACUUAAUUUCACAAAGCAAACUAGGGCUUAAUGUUUUCGGUUCACAUGGUGAUGUAAUGUGUUAUAAACACUGCCUUCAUUUUCUUACCAUAGUUUUCCAAAAUGCAUUAUGAACAUUGCAUUAAAUAUUGAAAAUUUCUAACAACAGUUUGUUGAAGGCAAUAUGAUGUGUAAUGAGGUGUGUUUAGAAUGUAUUCAUCGGUUGUGCAUAUAUAAGUGCAUACUGUACAUAUGGCCUUCAUAGAAAGUGUUAGUCUACAUUCUAUGUUCGUUUCUGCUAAAUGAUUAAUGAUAAGCUCUUGGUGGAUUUGGGGACCGUAGUUUACUAAAGGUAGCACAAUUCUAGAAAUUUCCAGAAGAGCAUGGUAAGGCUUUCAACCAGGCUACCCUUUUAGAAAAGAGUUGUUCUUUAACAAAUGAUAAAUGACUUCAGCAAGAACUCCAAAUAGAACCAAAUAACCCCUAAACGUUCUAGAUUUUAACCUUCAAGUGGUUUGGUUUUUUCUUUCUUUCUUUUGUUGUUGUUGUUGUGGUCUGUUUGUUGUCUAAGCGUUUGCUCUGUCCAGAAAGUACAACCACACUGACAUCUAGAGGUCAUUAAAACACAGCAAUCUGUCCUCCAUAUAAAUCAUGAAGACCACUGUGAUCAGUCAUCGAGUAGGAAAUGCAGAUUCAGACAGCGAAGAAACCUGAAAUGUUUCUGCAAUUUCUCUGAUAAUACAGGAGUGGAAAUGCUUAGCAUCUGCUUUUUAUUUCCUUACAUCAGAAAAACAACACCAAAUGCUUGUAAUUUAAAACAAAUGGAGAAAUGAAGAAAAACAAAAUGUAUUUAUGUAAACAAAUAUUUAUGAUUGAUCUUUUUUUUCAACUUUAUUGAUAAUACAUUGUAUUGAUCAUUAUAUUAAUUGU